Molecule: messenger RNA, 1521 nt
Organism: Anopheles marshallii
Lineage: Eukaryota; Metazoa; Arthropoda; Insecta; Diptera; Culicidae
Product: nischarin
Exons: 4
Coding region: 1-1521 (506 amino acids)
Cellular component (GO): cytoplasm
Molecular function (GO): protein kinase binding; integrin binding; phosphatidylinositol binding
Source: RefSeq, a predicted model, not a curated record
AUGUCCAACUAUCAGCUGCAUGCAAACGAAACUACCAUCUCAAUCCCGCGCAUAAUCACGGUCGAUAGUGUGAAUUACUACGAAAUAUUGGUGAAAUGUGGCCAGGUAAUGUGGACGGUGAACCAUCGGUUUCGUGACUUUGCCGAGCUGCACGAUCGUCUCGUAUCGGAACGGGGCGUCUCGAAGGAUAAGCUACCACCGAAGAAGGUGCUCGGUAACAAGAGCCCGACGUUUCUGAAGAAGCGCCAGGAAGCGCUCGAGCAUUAUCUGAAGGAGAUGCUGAUCUUUCUGAAGGUUACAAUGCCACGGGAGUUUGUCGAGUUUCUCGAUUUCCAUCGGUACGACAUUAUCUUUCUGGUGCAGCAUCUUGCCAGCUCGCUGUUUCUGCGCGGUGACGCAUUCUUGGCCAAGUCGAAAAAGUACGGCUUCUCUGUGCUGGAACUGCACGCAAUUAGCGAACGGUUGAAGAUACCCUGUCCACCGACGGAGGCCGCCUGCAGCAAUUAUAAUUUUUCCCACAUACUGGACUUUUGUGCGCAGCUGGAGACAAUCAUAGUGCUGCCGACGAAGAACAGCCUGCCGACGAUCCUGUACGAUGACGAUACGGACAAGUACAUUCCGCACGCGCUACACAAACCGAUCGGCAGCAGCAAUCUCAUCCCGGUGCAGCUACGGUACGAGCUGAGCGUGUUCAAAGUGUUGCGUAAUCUCAUCAUUUAUGGCGUGCCGACGGAAAACAUUCAAAAUGUAGGUGCCUUGCGUGAAACGCUCUCAAGGAUAGAGGUGUACAAAAGCGAAGCGAAACAAAUCUGCCAAAUUGCGCUGUGUGAUAAUGUCCAUAAGGAUGCGGCGGAAGACGAGCUAGACAAAUCGAAGCAAUGGAAACAUCUUCGACAUGCGGUCUUUAAAGAAAACCAACUGACGGCAAUCGAUCGUACGAUAAGGCUUUUUCCCAGCCUGAAAGAUCUGGUACUGGACAAGAACAAGCUGGAAAGCAUUGCCCACCUUAGCCAUCUGAACAACCUGCAGAUACUCAGCCUGCGCUGCAACCGGAUAGCGCAGUGUCCAAACUGGCACGUACAGCUGGGCAAUUUGGUCACGCUGAAUCUGUCCCAAAACCGCAUCCGUUUGCUGGAAGGACUCGGCAAACUUUACUCGCUCGUGAAUCUGGAUUUGAGUUGCAAUUUAAUCGAUGAUAUAAACGAAAUUGACUACAUCGGUAAUUUACCAUUGCUGGAGAAUUUGCGCCUGAUGGGAAAUCCUGUUGCCGGUGGUGUUGAUUAUCGUGCCCGUGUGCUUUCGCGCUUCGGUGAUCGGUUGCAGGAAAUCUAUCUGGACAAUGAGAAGGGCAAUCAGACCGAAUACGAUAUGGCGCUCGUUCAUUCGGCGUUGCGUAUAUCGGCACAGAAAUCGCACCGUAAGCUGCACAGUCUACUUGAUCCAAGCAGCACGUCGGAGGGUGGCGAGAGAGAUGCGAACGACGCUGAACAGGCAGGAACGAGCGGUGGAGAAAGCAGAUGA